AAAUACAGAUCUUCACUCACGGCCGUACGUGUGGAAGAAAGAAAGCAAGCCGGCAUGGCGGGCUCGUGGUCGUCCUCCUCCGCGCGCACGUCGUCUCUCGGCUCCUUGGGCGACGACGACGAUGUGGUUUUCGUGAUGAAGCCGGAUUCCAGCGCGUCAGGCAAGGGGAACAGCAUCGUGAAGUUCCUGUGCAGCUACGGCGGCAGGAUCCUUCCGCGCCACUCCGACGGAGCGCUCCGCUACGUUGGCGGCAACAACCGCGUCCUCUCCCUCGAUCGCUCCCUCCAAUUUUACGAGCUGCAGCGGAAGCUGAGGGACAUGUGCGGAUGGGAGGCGAUGAGCCUACGGUGCCAGCUGCCGACGGAGGACCUCGACGCGCUCGUCUCCGUCACCAGCAAGGACGACCUCAGCAACCUGCUGGAGGAGUACGAUGCUGCCAGCAGGUUCCGGCUCCAGCCGCUCAAGAUCCGGGCGUUCCUCUUCCCAAGGGCGACGCCGCCGCUCUCGCCAUCCACAUCCACCCCGUCGUCCAGGCCCAUGUCGGUGCACGUCCGCCAGCAGCACUACCGCCAGACGAUCACUCUUUCCCCUGCCGUUCGUCUUCCACGACAGCAGCACUACCACCGGCGGCCGCACCAGCAUCACGCAGUCCACACCGGCAUUCAGUUGCAAUAACGGCCUAGUGAGCAGCCCACGUGUGCUGGAGUACUCCACUAAGCUAGGUAGUCGUCACUGUUGUUAGCGUUUCAUGGCCUUAUUUAAAUAAGAAAAUCCAUGUGGAUGAGGCGUUCUUUCC
Lolium rigidum is the source of this 796-nucleotide messenger RNA. RefSeq lists its product as uncharacterized. The transcript has 2 exons. Lineage: Eukaryota; Viridiplantae; Streptophyta; Magnoliopsida; Poales; Poaceae. Bases 55 to 675 code for a protein of 206 amino acids. Gene Ontology annotation, molecular function: protein binding. The record is from RefSeq and is a predicted model, not a curated record.